Molecule: messenger RNA, 447 nt
Organism: Eruca vesicaria subsp. sativa (arugula)
Lineage: Eukaryota; Viridiplantae; Streptophyta; Magnoliopsida; Brassicales; Brassicaceae
Source: the annotation of a GenBank genome assembly
CGAACCCCAGGCCUAAACUUAAUAGACCCUCAAUAGAUAGAUGCGUUGAAGUCUUCUUCCGAAACAAACAAUGGUGAAGAGUGUUAUCUCAAUGGAUCAGCUGAAAGUAUUGUGGCACUCUGAGUUUCACAAUGAACCAAAAUGGGCUGCUAACAUGAAACUUGUGAGAGCAGUUGGGGUGUUUGCAGGAGGAAUCUUUCUCAUGCGUAACUAUGGUGAUCUCAUGGCUGUCUGAAGAAAACCUAAAUAACAAUGGAGGAGAUUGAACAUCCAUUAGUUUUUUUUUUCACUUUCUCGACUUUUGUACUUCUUCAAGAUGUCUCUUUUUUAGACUUUGAUGGUCUUAGUUUCUGAUUUCACCUAUGUGAUAUAUAUUAGUAAAUCUCAGCUCCAGAUUUGUUUUCAGUGACUCGGAUUCUAUGAUAAUGCUAAAGAGUUAAAUUUUUC